UCAGACGUACAGAGUAGUGUUGAACUUUGAUGCUGACUUUAAAUCCCAUUAGCUGAGUUUUCGUUUGUCUGUGAAUUCAAUUCAUUAGUUCUGGUGAAUUUUGCCCAAUGCUUUUCAUCAUGUUUCAAACCUCCGGACAGCAUCACUUCAUUUAAACCGUUCCUUUUGCAACUUCAUAAGACUUUUUAAAGAAGACAAUCAACAUGACUGAGGAGAGCAAAGCUGAACACAGAGCAGAAAGCGGGAAAGAUUUGGAGAAACAGCUUCGUUUACGUGUUUGCGUUUUGAACGAACUUUUAAAGACCGAACGGGAUUAUGUUGGGACGCUGGAGUUUCUUUCGGUACUCCUUCAUCGCCUCAAUCAGUAUGCUGUGUCUAAAAUCGAUAAAAAUAUCACUGAGGAGACUGUCAAGGUGCUGUUUUCUAACCUGGAAGAGAUCCUGUCAGUGCACAGGGACUUCCUCUCCAUGGUGGAGGAGCUGCUGCAGCCCGACCCCAACCCGUACCAUGAAGUGGGCGGCUGCUUCCUGCACUUUAGAGGAAGGUUUCAGAUUUAUGACGAGUACUGUGGGAACCACGAGAAAGCUCAGAGGCUUCUGAUGGAGCUCAAUAAGAUCAGGACAGUACGCACACUUAUGCUGAACUGCAUGUUGCUGGGCGGCCGGAAGAACACAGAGGUUCCUUUGGAAGGUUAUCUGGUUGCACCCAUCCAGAGGAUCUGCAAAUACCCAUUACUACUGAGAGAGCUGCUGAAAAGAACCCCAAAGAAACACAAGGACUUCUCUCUGGUGCAGGAGUCACUGCAGGUGAUGAAAGCUGUCUGCUCCAGUAUCAAUGAGGCUAAAAGACAGAUGGAAAAACUGGAGGUGCUGGAAGAGUGGCAGUCUCAUAUUGAGGGCUGGGAGGGUUCCAACAUCACAGACAGCUGCACUGAGAUGCUCAUGCAGGGAGUUCUGCUGAAGAUCUCUGCUGGGAACAUCCAGGAACGGAUCUUCUUCCUCUUUGACAACCUGCUGGUGUACUGCAAGAAGAAAAACAGGCGUUUGAAGAACAGUAAAACGGCCACAGAGGGUCCACGAUACCUGUUUCGAGGCCGAAUCAACACAGAAGUGAUGGAGGUGGAGAAUGUGGAUGAUGGAACAGCUGAUUACCACAGCAGUGGGAACAUUGUGAACAACGGCUGGAAGAUCCACAACACAGCGAAGAACAAGUGGUUCGUCUGCAUGGCGAAGACGCCGGAGGAGAAGCAGGAGUGGCUGGAGGCCAUUUUGAAAGAGCGGGAACGACGAAAAACACUGAGACUGGGGAUGGAGCAGGACACCUGGGUGAUGAUCUCUGAGAAAGGCGAGAAGCUUUAUAACCUCAUGAGUAAACAGGGCCACCUCAUUAAGGACCGCAAGCGCAAACUCACCACCUUCCCCAAGUGUUUCCUCGGAAGUGAGUUUGUGUCAUGGCUGAUGGAAAUCGGAGAGACCAAUAACCCUGAGGAGGGGGUUCACUUGGGCCAGGCCCUACUGGAAAAUGGCAUCAUCCACCAUGUAACAGACAAGCACCAGUUUAAGGCCGAACCAGUGCUCUAUAGGUUCCGCUAUGACGAUGGCACGUACCACCCUCGCAGUGACAUGCAGGAUGUCAUCUCCAAGGGUGUGAGGCUGUUCUGCCGACUCCAUAGUUUAUUCACGCCUGUGAUCAGGGAUAAAGAUUAUCAUCUAAGAACAUAUAAAUCUGUGGUCAUGGCCAACAAGCUAAUCGACUGGCUGAUAGCACAGGGUGACUGCAAAACCAGAGAAGAGGCUCUGAUCUUAGGGGUGGAGCUGUGUGACAAUGGAUUCAUGCAUCAUGUUCUGGAAAAGAGUGAAUUUAAGGACGAGCCUCUUCUGUUUCGCUUCUUUGCUGAUGAAGAAAUGGAAGGAUCGAACACCAAGCACAAGCCCGUAAAACACGAUCUAAAAAUAGUGGAGAAUGUCAUUGCCAAGUCACUGCUGAUAAAGCCAAGCGAGGGUGGUUAUGGCUUCACUUUAGAGGAUCGUAACAGAGUACCUAUCGUCAAAUCAGUGGAGAAAGGUUCCCAUGCUGAGAUGGCCGGUCUGGAAGUGGGGAAAAAGAUCUUUGCCAUUAAUGGGGACCUAGUCUUCUUGAGGCCUUUCCAGGAGGUAGAAAGCUUCUUAAAGCAGUGCUUCCACAGCAAGGGACCCCUCAGAGUACUAGUCAGCACCAAGCCUAGAGAGACUGUGAAGAUCCCUGACUCUGCAGAUGGAUUGGGCUUUCAGAUCAGAGGGUUCGGCCCAUCUGUGGUGCAUGCUGUUGGCAGAGGCACUGUGGCGGCCAUCGCCGGCCUUCACCCAGGCCAGUGCAUCAUUAAAGUUAAUGGCGUCAACGUGAGCAAAGAGAGCCAUGCAAGUGUCAUCGCCCAUGUCACAGCCUGUAGGAAGUACCGAAGGGCCACGCAGCAAGACUCCAUUAAAUGGGUCUACAACAACAGCGAGAGUGCACAGGAAGACCACAAGAGGACCAGUCAGAAGCCAGCCACAGGGGAGAAUGGAGAUGUGUUUGAGUGCAAAGUUGAAGAGGUCAUAGAUAAAUUCAACACCAUCGCCAUGAUAGAUGGGAAAAAAGAUUUUGUGAGCCUGACGGUGGAUAAUGUGUAUCUGGAAUACGGCGUCAUGUAUGAAUAUGACAGCACUGCUGGGAUGAAGUGCCAUGUCCUGGAAAAAAUGGUAGAACCCAAAGGAUUUUUCAACCUGACGGCCAAGAUUUUGGAGGCCCUGGCCAGGAAUGAUGAGCAGUUGGUUCAGACCUGCAGCAGACUGAGUUCCAGCACAGAGCUCAUCCCUGAAGACUCGCAAACCAGGUUCAGUGUCAUGUGUGGAGAGAGACUAGAGCACAUCAAUCGAAGAAUCACAAAUUACAGGAAGUUUUCAAGAGUUUUAAAGAACAGAGCCUGGCCCACAUUCAAGCAGGCGAAGACCAAGGUUUCCCCUCUACACAGCAGCGACUUCUGUCCUACCAACUGUCACAUUAACGUAAUGGAGGUGUCAUACCCCAAGACCACCACUUCACUUGGAAGUGCCUUCGGAGUCCAGCUGGACAACAGGAAAAACACCCUGGAGAAACUGGGACACAAUUCGGAACAGGGUAAGCUGAAUCCCAUGGUUUAUGUCCAGCAUAGUAUUACAAGCAUGGCUGCCCCAUCAGGACACAGUCUGAGCAGGGCAGAAGGUCACGGUCUGCGUUUCCUGCUACGGGAAGAUGAUCUGCUCAUCCUGGAUGCCUACAACAAACUUCUUACCAAACUCACCACUGUCGUCAAAGAGAUGGAGUGCUACGCCUCCCAGAUUCAUGAUUUACUCUCAUCCAUCACACAUCCCACUGGCUCUGAAGGGAAACCCACAGAGAGCUACAUCUCAGCUGAGAGUGAGAGCGAAAGAAGUGAACGCAAUGGCAAGAAAGUGUGUUUCAAUGUGGUUGGAGAUGAGCAAGAGGACUCGGGUCACGACACCAUCAGCAAUAGGGACUCCUACAGUGAUUGUAACAGCAACAGGAACUCAAUAGCUUCCUUCACCAGCAUCUGCAGCAGUCACUGCAGCUCCUACGUACACAGUGAUGAGAUGGACUCAGGAGAUGAGAUGCCAGCCAGCGUGUGGAUAUCUCAUGACAAACAGAAGAGGCUGCAUGGGUUCCUGGAGCAUCUGUUUAGUGAGGUGGAGUCCAUCACCAGUUUGUUGAAAGGACCAACUGUGGCUCGGGCCUUUGAGCAGACAAAGUGCUUCAUGCCGGGACGAGGACUUCAAGAAUUCCACCAGGACAUGGAGCCCAAACUCAACUGCACCAAGAAACUGCGGCUUCAUGUCAAGCAGGAUCCAUGGAACCUGCCCUGCAGCAUCCAGACUCUCACACACACCAUAGCCAAGUUUGCAGAAGAGGUGAAAACACGGCUACUCCUGGUCUUACUGCAAUACACAGACUCAGAGAUCCAGUUGAGGAGGGACAUGGUGUUCAGUCAGAGUCUGGUGGCAGCGGUGUGCUCUUUCUCAGAGCAGUUGAUGGCCAUGUUGAAUCAGGCCCUCAGUGCUGAGAGUGAGAGUCAGGAAGCCAGUCGCCGCUGGCUGGAGCAGAUCUCCUCUGCUGGACUGCUGUUCCAUUUCCAGUCCCUGCUCUCCCCCAACCUGGCGGACGAGCAGGCCAUGCUAGAAGAUACUCAGGUUGCUCUCAUAGACCUGGAGAAGGUCACCUUCUGUUUUAGGCAAUUUGAAGGAGAGCCUUUUGUUGCUAAUAUGCCCAUCUCAUACCAAGUGGAGGGCACUCGGCUGGCUUUGAAAGUCUGUUUUUACCUGGAGGCAUUUUACUUCCAGCAGUUACCCCAGAGACUAAGACAUGGUGGCAGCUUCAAAAUCUACCCCGUCCUGUUCACCCAGGCCUUGGAGAGCAUGGAGGGAUAUUACUACAGAGAAAAUGUGUCAGUGGAAGAGUAUCAGGCCCAAAUCAAUGCUGGAUCUCUGGAAAAGGUCAAGCAGUACUACAAGAGACUCCGAGCCUUUUAUCUGGAUAAAUCAAACCUUUCCCCCAGCUCCGCUCCCAAAGCAGCCUUCAUAGACAAGCUGAUGCGUCCUUUGAAUGCGAUGGAUGAGUUGUACAGACUGAUGGAGAGUUUUAUCUUGUGUCGACGAACAGCUGCAUGCCAGUUCACAGCCUGUGGAGCGUCUGGAGUCGGGCUGCUCACCGUGGCGUCGGAGCUUUGCAGUCGUCUGGGAGCGUGCCACAUCGUCAUGUGUAACAGCGGAGUACACCGUUGUACGCUGGGUGUCACGCUGGAACAAGCCAUCCUGUUGACCCGAAAUCACGGUUUGCCACCACGAUGCAUCAUGCAGGCCACUGACGUCAUGAGGAAGCAGGGAGCAAGAGUGCAGAACUCAGCCAAGAACCUGGGAGUGAGAGACCGCACCCCGUCAACAGUGCCAAGAUUGUACAAACUGUGUCAGCCUCCACCUCCUGAUGGCGACCCCUGAACCCACAUGUCUUCAACAGAUCUAGACAGGCUGUAGUCCAACCCUAUGACAACACACACACUGUCCAUUUAAGGACAAUGUCUGGACGUCCACCCUCACUCCUGCUCAGAGGCAUCUGUCACCUCUCAACUCAAAGGGUUCCCAACAUAAUAUCUAAUGACUUGAGCCAUUGCUUUUUAAAGCCACCGUUAUAUUAUUUUUAUUUCCUGCCUUGCUCUUGUGCAUCUCAUUUUAGACUUAAGAUCAAACACUCAGGAUGUCUGAUCUCCCAGCUGCUGCCACUUCCUUCACGUCAAUGGAAAGUGUCAAUCAAAAUGUCUGUUUCGUAUAACUUUUUUCUUUAUAUAAAGAAGUUUGCACAGUGCUUUAGUCUCUGUAUGUUAAGGCAUACCAUUUGUUUAUAGUUUUUGUUUUGUAUUCAGUCACAACAGCAGAAUUAGCAUUGUAUUCCCAGACCUCAUUCUGACUGUAUGCAAAUUCCAUUCUCAUGUGAAUCUUUUGACAUUCAGACAUGUGUAUAGGUUUGGCUUUCACAUUCUUAAGUUUCUCAACACCAUAGUGCAUUAAGCUACAUGUUGCAGUCUCAGUACUGCAGUCUCAGUGAAGUAAUGUGUCAUACAGUACUGGAAAGUUAAUGCACACAACAUUGUGGUCAUCAGUGUUUAUAUAUGUUGUCACACUUACAGUACAUAGGUAUAUAUAUAUGUAUAUAUAUAUAUAUAUAUAUAUAUAUAUAUAUAUAUAUAUAUAUAUAUAUAUAUAUGAUUUUGUCUUCACAUUUAAACUAUUCAAUACUCAGGAGUUAUUCUGUGUUACAUGUAAUCUUAGUGUUGCUUAACAUAACAAAUUAAUCAAUCAUUACUAUACAAAAUCAAGAAACAGCUUGUUAACUCUAUAGGUUCCAUUUUGAAAAAGGAAAAACAAGAUCUGGUAUUCAGUAUAUUUUAACGGAAUAUGUUGUGUCUGUUUCAAUUAAUAUGCUCUUUAUAAAAGCAGCCACCAGGAAUAAUACAUAAGAUUUUACUGUAAAAAAGGUUUUUGUUGAAAGAGACAGUUAUUUAUUUGGUCAUAAAUCUAACCCAUUAUGAGAUUUUCCAAGUACAGUACAUGUUUUAUUCCUCUUCUAACCUGGAAACCAGGUUGAUUUCACUAUUAUGACAAAAAAAUUGUAUUGUCAAAUUAAUUUCAAUAAAUAGUUUAAAGGAAAUGGAAACAUAUUGUUGCCUAGAUUAUUGAACUCAUCUUAUGUGAUUGAGUCAUGUGAUUGUAAACACUGAAGGUUUAUGCAAAAGACUUCAACAGUGUUUGAUUUAUACCAGUGCUGCAACAGAUCUCGGCAAUUAAUGUAUUUAGUUUAUAUUUGACAAUAUGUAUGUGCUGAGUGCAAAUAAACUCCC
Messenger RNA from Myxocyprinus asiaticus (Chinese sucker), 6403 nucleotides. RefSeq names its product phosphatidylinositol-3,4,5-trisphosphate-dependent Rac exchange factor 2 (gene prex2). The record is from RefSeq and is a predicted model, not a curated record. Gene Ontology annotation, molecular function: protein binding; guanyl-nucleotide exchange factor activity. The transcript is spliced from 40 exons. NCBI's taxonomy places the organism in Eukaryota, Metazoa, Chordata, Actinopteri, Cypriniformes, Catostomidae. Gene Ontology annotation, biological process: intracellular signal transduction. Bases 204 to 5006 code for a protein of 1600 amino acids.